Molecule: messenger RNA, 525 nt
Organism: Plenodomus lingam JN3
Lineage: Eukaryota; Fungi; Ascomycota; Dothideomycetes; Pleosporales; Leptosphaeriaceae
Gene: CNB1
Product: Calcineurin subunit B
Biological process (GO): calcineurin-mediated signaling; protein dephosphorylation
Cellular component (GO): calcineurin complex
Molecular function (GO): calcium-dependent protein serine/threonine phosphatase regulator activity; calcium ion binding; phosphatase binding
Source: RefSeq, a predicted model, not a curated record
AUGGGAAACCAACAAUCGGGGCUCCUUGAUAACAUUGCCUCGGGCUCGAAUUUCGACCGCGAGGAAGUUGACCGCCUGAGAAAGCGGUUUAUGAAGCUGGACAAGGACAACUCAGGAACCAUUGAGCGCGACGAAUUCCUGGCCCUCCCCCAAAUCUCCUCGAACCCCCUCGCAACACGCAUGAUUGCUAUUUUCGACGAAGACGGUGGCGGCGAUGUUGAUUUUCAGGAAUUCGUCUCUGGUCUCUCGGCUUUCAGCAGCAAGGGAAACAAGGAAGAGAAACUACGGUUCGCCUUCCGCGUAUACGAUAUUGACCGCGACGGAUACAUCAGCAAUGGAGAACUGUUCAUUGUGUUGAAGAUGAUGGUGGGAAGCAACUUGAAGGACCAACAGCUACAGCAAAUUGUCGACAAGACCAUCAUGGAAGCCGACCUCGACCGCGACGGCAAGAUCAGUUUCGAAGAAUUUACCAAGAUGGUCGAAAAUACCGAUGUUUCUAUGAGCAUGACACUGGACCAAUUCUAA